Molecule: messenger RNA, 372 nt
Organism: Neoarthrinium moseri
Lineage: Eukaryota; Fungi; Ascomycota; Sordariomycetes; Amphisphaeriales; Apiosporaceae
Exons: 1
Coding region: 1-372 (123 amino acids)
Source: RefSeq, a predicted model, not a curated record
AUGUUCAUGUUCAGGGCGCGGCGACGAUCGUUCAUUUUGGCGUACUCCGCACGAGCAGCCUUCGAAAGAGAGGUUAGUGUUACCUGGGGAAAACUGGAAGGCAUGCUCCGCGGCCUUGGUGGGACUGCCGGGAAGCUUGAACUCCUGGCGAUGUUGCGUCAUAAUCGUCUGGAAGCAGGAAACCAAACGACAGACAGCCGCGGCGGCUUCCCUGUGACCUUCCAAGGGUUGGCGGAAGAGUCGGACGCCAUUCGCCUCGGGGCCGGUGUCUAUGUAACGAUCGAACAGGUCCUCAUUCACCCACGCAACAAGACGGACCAAGAUCUUACUGUUGGCCUCAAGACGAGCAGGGAAUUCGAUCUGAAAAAUUAG